AUGAGAGAAGUCAUCAGUAUCAAUGUCGGCCAGGCUGGGUGCCAAAUCGCAAACUCUUGCUGGGAGCUCUACUGCCUUGAGCACGGUAUUCAGCCCGAUGGAUACUUGACCGAGGAGCGCAAGGCCGCCGAACCUGAUCAGGGAUUCAGCACCUUCUUCUCAGAGACCGGUCAAGGAAAAUAUGUCCCACGAACCAUCUACUGCGAUCUCGAGCCCAAUGUCGUCGAUGAGGUCCGUACCGGUACAUACCGCAGCUUGUUCCACCCAGAGCAAAUGAUCACUGGAAAGGAGGAUGCCUCGAACAACUACGCUCGUGGUCACUACACAGUCGGAAAGGAGUUGAUCGACCAGGUCCUGGACAAGGUUCGCCAUGUUGCCGAUAACUGCUCAGGUCUCCAAGGUUUCCUUGUCUUCCACUCCUUCGGUGGUGGAACUGGCUCUGGAUUCGGUGCUCUCCUCAUGGAGCGUCUUUCCGUUGACUUCGGUAAGAAGGUCAAGUUGGAGUUCUGUGUCUACCCAGCGCCCCAGACCGCUACCUCCGUCGUUGAGCCAUACAACUCUAUCCUCACAACUCACACUACCCUCGAGCACUCCGACUGUUCAUUCAUGGUCGACAACGAGGCUAUUUACGACAUCUGCCGAAGAAACCUUGGCCUUGAGCGUCCCAACUACGAGAAUCUGAACCGCCUAAUCGCCCAAGUUGUCUCCUCAAUCACCGCCUCCCUCCGUUUCGAUGGCUCCCUCAACGUCGAUCUCAACGAGUUCCAGACCAACCUAGUCCCCUACCCACGUAUCCAUUUCCCUCUCGUUGCCUAUUCACCCGUCGUCUCUGCGGCCAAGGCUUCCCACGAGGCCAACUCAGUCCAAGAGAUCUCCAUGUCCUGUUUCGAGCCCAACAAUCAGAUGGUCAAGUGCGAUCCUCGCAACGGAAAGUACAUGGCCACCUGCCUCCUGUACCGUGGUGAUGUUGUUACUAAGGACGUGCACGGUGCUGUUGCCACCCUGAAGACCAAGCGAACUAUCCAAUUCGUUGACUGGUGCCCAACUGGUUUCAAGAUUGGCAUUUGCUACCAACCACCCCAGAUGGUCCCUAAUGGUGAUCUGGCCAAGGUUAACCGUGCUGUCUGUAUGCUAUCCAACACCACCGCCAUCGCUGAGGCCUGGUCCGCCCUGUCCCACAAAUUCGAUCUCAUGUACUCCAAGCGUGCAUUCGUCCACUGGUAUGUCGGUGAGGGUAUGGAGGAAGGAGAAUUCUCCGAGGCCCGUGAGGAUCUCGCUGCUCUUGAGCGUGAUUACGAGGAGGUUGCAACGGAUUCUCUAGAGGGUGACGAUGGUGCGGAGGCCGAGUACUAA
Molecule: messenger RNA, 1353 nt
Organism: Drepanopeziza brunnea f. sp. 'multigermtubi' MB_m1
Lineage: Eukaryota; Fungi; Ascomycota; Leotiomycetes; Helotiales; Drepanopezizaceae
Biological process (GO): mitotic cell cycle; microtubule cytoskeleton organization; nuclear migration by microtubule mediated pushing forces
Cellular component (GO): nucleus; cytoplasm; spindle
Molecular function (GO): GTP binding; structural constituent of cytoskeleton
Source: RefSeq, a predicted model, not a curated record